This is a messenger RNA of Camellia sinensis, 2721 nucleotides long. The record is from RefSeq and is a predicted model, not a curated record. NCBI's taxonomy places the organism in Eukaryota, Viridiplantae, Streptophyta, Magnoliopsida, Ericales, Theaceae.
AUGCAUGAAUUUGCUAAAUACUUAUUCUUGUUUUUUAAUUUUGCUCAAAUUGGCAGAGAUGAAGUGAAGUUAAUUGCUAAAAUCAUUGAGGAAGUUGGGAAUGUAAUAGAUCUUGAACAUCUAAGUGUUGCAGACCACCCGGUUGGACUAGAGGAUCGUGUGCAGAAACUCAGAAUGUUGUUGCGCAUAGAGUCAAAUGAUAAUGAUGUUCGCAUUGUUGUAGUAUGGGGGAUUGGUGGACUAGGGAAGACAACAAUAGCUAAAAAUUUGUAUAAACUCAUCCACCGUAGAUUUGAUGGUUGCUGCUUUCUUGCAGAUGUCAAAGAAACUUGGAAGAAACCAAAUGGUCUGUUAAAAUUACAAGAACAACUUCUUUCCGAUAUAUUCAAAAAUGAAAUUCAUCACAUCAGAAAUAUUCACCAAGGAAAAGAGGUCAUAAUACAGAGAGCAUUGCAUCGAAAGGUUCUACUUGUUUUGGAUGACGUGGAUGAUAUCAAACAAUUAAAGGAAUUAGCCGUAGAUCGAACUUAUUUUGGUUCUGGAAGUAGAAUCAUCAUAACAACAAGAGAUUUGUCAUCAUUAAAUUUUAAACCGGACGAGAUAUAUACACCAAAUGAGUUGGAUGAGGACAAAUCUCUUCAACUCUUCAGUUGGCAUGCCUUUAAGGAAGACCAUCCCGUAGAAAACUAUGUGGAGCUUUCAAAACAAGUUGUGGACUAUGCUAGAGGGCUUCCAUUAGCUCUUGAAAGUUUGGGUUCGUUUUUUUUUCACAUCAGAAGCAUACCGGAAUGGGAAAGUGCAAUAGAAAAAUUAAAAAAAAUCCCUCAUAAUGGUAUUCAAGAAAAACUUAAAAUAAGUUACAAUUCAUUAAGUGACGAAGUGAAGGCGUUAUUCUUGGAUAUAGCAUGUUUCUUUGUUGGAAUGGAUCGAAAUUUUAUAAUCAAAAUAUUAAAAGGCUGUAAAUUAUUCCCUGAAAUUGGGUUGAGGAUUCUAUUCGAUCGUUGUCUCAUAAAAUAUGGGCCUAGGAACAAGCUUGUGAUGCAUGAUAUGCUUAAAGACAUGGGUAGAGAAAUCGUCAAGAAAGAAUCUAAUGAUGAGCCUGGAAGGCGUAGUAGAUUGUGGCAUCAUGAGGAUGGCCUUGAAGUGUUGAGAUAUGGCACGGGUACUGAAGCAGUUAAGGGCCUCUCCCUGAACUUUCCUGAGUCAAAAGAAGUCCAAGUGAAUGCGAAGGCCUUUGAAAAUAUGAACCAAUUGUGGCUGCUUCAUCUUGAUUUUGUUCACCUGAGUUCAGGUUUUGAACAUAAUUUUAGGAGGCUAUUAUGGCUAAGCUGGAAGGGUUGUCCAUUGUUAUGGUUGCCAUCGAAAUUAUACAUGGAGAAGCUGGUUGCUCUUGACUUGCGUUAUAGCAAACUGAAACAAGUUUGGAAGGGAACCAAGGAUCUUAAUAAUCUGAAAUUCCUUUAUCUCAGCCAUUGUUAUUACCUAACCAAAACCCCAAACUUCUCUGGACUCGGCAAUCUUGAGGAACUGUUUAUUGAUAACUGCAUCAGGUUGGUAAAGAUUGAUGAAUCUAUUGGAUGUCUCAGCAAACUUAUUGUCCUAGACAUGGCAAAUUGUAUAAAACUUCAGCAGUUGCCUUCAAGGAUUUUGAUGUUGAAAUCUCUUGAGCAUCUUGAUCUCUCUGGCUGCGCCAAGCUAAGAGAAUUUGCUGGAUUUAAAGGAUCACCAUCAAAAUCAUUGUACACAUUUUUCUCAUCGUGGGCAUUGCCAAGAAAGAAUGUGGAUUCCAUUGGUUUUUCACUACAUGGUUUAAGAAGUUUGAAGACAUUGAAUAUAGCCAAGUGCAAUGUAUCAUAUUUGCCCAGUGAAAUUGGCAGUUUGAUCUCAUUAACAGAUUUGAAACUUUAUGGAAACAAAUUUUUGUGUACGUUACCGGAUAGCAUCUGUAACCUUACUCGCUUGGAGAGGCUAGAUAUGCAAGACUGCAAUCUGUCACAUUUGCCCAAUGAAAUUGGGAGUUUGAUCUCAUUAACAGAUUUGGCACUUUACAGAAACAAAUUUUUGUGUACGUUACCGGACAACAUCUGUAACCUUACUCGCUUGGAGAGGCUAGAUAUACAAGACUGCAAUCUGUCACAUUUGCCUAGUGAAAUUGGAAGUUUGAUCUCAUUAACAGAUUUGGAACUUUACAGAAACAAAUUUUUGUGUACAUUACCAGAUAGCAUAUGUAACCUUACUCGCUUGGAGAGGCUAUAUAUGGGAUACUGCAAUCUGUCACAUUUGCCCAGUGAAAUUGGGAGUUUGAUCUCAUUAACAGAUUUGGAUCUUUACAGAAACAAAUUUUUGUGUACGUUACCGGAUAGCAUCUGUAACCUUACUCGCUUGGAGAAGCUAGAUAUGCAAGAAUGCAAUCUGUCACAUUUGCCCAGCGAAAUUGGGAGUUUGAUCUCAUUAACAGAUUUGGAACUUUACAGAAACAAAUUUUUGUGUACGUUACCGGAUAGCAUAUGUAACCUUACUCGCUUGGAGAGCCUAGAUAUGGGGUACUGCAAUCUGUCACAUUUGCCCAGUGAAAUUGGGAGUUUGAUCUCAUUAAAAAAAUUGGGACUUGACGGAAACAAAUUUUUGUGUACAUUACCGGAUAGCCUAUGUAACCUUACUCGCUUGGAUGUUCUAGAUAUGGAUAACUGCAAUCUGUCACAUUUGCCCAGUGAAAUUUGA